Molecule: messenger RNA, 997 nt
Organism: Lolium perenne
Lineage: Eukaryota; Viridiplantae; Streptophyta; Magnoliopsida; Poales; Poaceae
Source: RefSeq, a predicted model, not a curated record
UUCUGGAUUGACACGCAGAAGAAAUUCGAAGAUGGAUUCAUAUUUGGAUCCUACCUUUAUGUCCAUAAUUAAAGAUCCAGAUCUCCGACGCAAGGAGCAAUGGGAAAAGUCUGCCCAGGCAAAGAAAUGAUUUAAUUGUGCCAAGUUGCUCGGUUUAGGCGAUCUUGGUGGUCCUGCCUUAUCGGCUGCCGAAGAAUAUUCACUUCAUUCAAGAUACCUUGCUAAAGCAAAUUCCCUCAAUCUUUCAGAAAUCGCUGAAAUGAAAAUAAUUUACCGUGGUGGUGCCGAUAGUGAAGGGCGUCCAGUUAUGGUGGUUGUUGGCGCUCACUUUCUUCUUCGAUGUUUAGAUCUUGAACGAUUUGUUCUAUAUGUAGUUAAGGAGUUUGAGCCUUUGAUUCAAAAGCCGUACUCUAUUGUCUAUUUCCACUCGGCAGCAUCCUUACAAGUACAACCAGACUUAGGAUUCAUGAAGCGGUUACAACAAAUGCUAGGGCGGAAGCAUCAGCGAAAUCUUCAGGCUAUAUAUGUACUCCACCCAACACUGGGAUUGAGAACAGCUAUUUUGGCGUUGCAGCUUCUUGUUGAUGGAGAUGUCUGGAAGAAAGUUGUCUAUGUUGACAGAUUGAUGCAUUUGUUCAGAUAUGUACCACGAGAACAACUAACCAUUCCAGAUUUUGUCUUUCAGCAUGAUCUCGAAGUGAAUGGUGGAAAGGGCAUAAUCGUUGAUCCUAGAACAAAGCAUGUCUAUCAAAGACCGUCAGGUUGAUAUUUAGUAACUCGUUCCUUCCAGUUCGUCGGUCAACUCUUGUAAAACCUAUGUCCUCUAGCAGAGUUUUUCUAGAUCCGUGCAGUAUGUACCUAGUUGAGUUGGCAUUAUGUUCUACUUACAUUCUUUCUUAUCUUAGGAAGGUGAAUAUGUAUAUCAGCAUAUGUAUCUUGUUCUGUACAACCAAAUAAAGGCUGUAUCUAAAUGUCCCCCAAGUUCUCCCGUUGCGAU